GUCUGUGUGUGUGUGUUUCAGGUUUGGCUCGAGCGAAGUCCAUCCCCACUAAGACGUACUCUAAUGAGGUGGUGACGCUGUGGUACCGCCCGCCAGACAUCCUGCUGGGCAGCACGGACUACUCCACUCACAUCGACAUGUGGGGUGUUGGGUGUAUCUUCUAUGAGAUGGCGACAGGUCGACCGUUGUUUCCUGGUUCCACGGUGGAGGAGGAGCUUCACUUCAUCUUUAAACUGCUGGGGACCCCCACGGAGCUGAGCUGGCCGGGCGUCAGCUCCAACGACGAGUUUGUAGCGUACAACUAUCCUCAGUACAGAGCCGAGAGACUGAGUAACCACACUCCCAGGUACACAACCGUACUACACACAGUACACAACUACACUACACACAGUACACAACC
This is a messenger RNA of Etheostoma cragini (Arkansas darter), 400 nucleotides long. RefSeq names its product cyclin-dependent kinase 16-like. The annotation marks the transcript as partial. Gene Ontology annotation, cellular component: cytoplasm; synaptic vesicle; nucleus. NCBI's taxonomy places the organism in Eukaryota, Metazoa, Chordata, Actinopteri, Perciformes, Percidae. Gene Ontology annotation, biological process: exocytosis; protein phosphorylation; neuron projection development. The transcript has 3 exons. The record is from RefSeq and is a predicted model, not a curated record.